Messenger RNA from Puntigrus tetrazona (Sumatra barb), 1805 nucleotides. RefSeq lists its product as uncharacterized. The transcript has 7 exons. NCBI's taxonomy places the organism in Eukaryota, Metazoa, Chordata, Actinopteri, Cypriniformes, Cyprinidae. The record is from RefSeq and is a predicted model, not a curated record. Bases 113 to 1066 code for a protein of 317 amino acids.
GUAACGCGUCAGCGUUCGCAGAAAUCACGUGACUUAGUUUGGUUUGACAUGAUCGCUGCACUGAUUCACUGCCCUCUUUCAAGUUAGACGCUUUCAGAAGCGACGCAUAAGUAUGAGGAACCUUUGCUUCAUUUGCUGGAUCUUAUUACUCGUGGACGUUUCUCCAUCUGGUCAUGUCAAAACCAAUGAUGAACACAACAUGGCGAGGAUAGAACAGUAUUCUGGCAUUAAUGUGUUCGUUGCUGUGUCAGAUGAAGUGAAAACCGUGAUAGUAAUGGAGGGAGAUCCCGUCACUUUAAACACUAAUUUUACUGAAAUAAAGAGAGAUGAUACCGUACUGUGGAUGUUUGGAGAUGAUAACACUAUUAUAGCUAAAAUGAAAGAAGCAGCUGGAAUUUUCUCUGACAAUGAUGAUGAGAGAUUCAGAGACAGACUGAAGCUGGACAGACAGACCGGGUCUCUGACCAUCACGAACAUCAGAACUCAACACACUGGACUUUAUCAGCUAAAAGUCAUGAGCACGACCGAGAAACUGAAGAAAUUCGGUGUUACUGUCCGCGAUGAAGUGCAGUCAGUGUCACUGAUGGAGGGAGAUACUGUCACUCUACAGACUGGUGUUACUAAAAUACAAAAAGAUGAUCAGAUACUGUGGAAGUUUGGAGAUCGAGGCACCAUCAUUGCUGACUUAAAUGGCGAUGCUGAUGCUAAAUGGAAAGACAUGAUCAAACUAAAUGUAAACACUGGCGACCUCACCAUCAGAAACGUCCAAACCGAACACUCUGGAGACUAUGAUUUGGAGAUCUACAACAGCAGCACGGCCUUACAUAAGAAAUUUCGUAUUGCAGUUAGUGAGCGCCCCCCGAGUUCAAGCUGGCAGACAGCCGGUCCAGUGUUGGCAGUCGUUGUUGUGAUCUUAAUCGUGAUCGGAAUCGGAAUCUGUAUUGCAAUCAAGAUGGGUCGGCUUAAAGUAUGUUUCACAAAGAACGGUGAAGCAAAAACGGAGGGUGAAAGAAUGCAGAGCUUAAACAGUGAUGACCAACAGCAGGAGCUCACAUUAAUAGUUUGAAAAUCGACCAUUUUGCACUGUAAAAAGGAGUUAAUACUUAAUUUAAUUUCAUUAGAAGCAAAAUGGAGAGGUGCUUUAUUACCAAGUUGAUGAAUGUCAUUAAAAAGUGUGGGAAUGAUCACGUAAGCACCUUUGCAGUCCGCAACAUGCAUCGAUGCUAUCAAAGGAGGAGCAUGAACACGAUCAUUCUCAAGUCAUGAUCAAAAAUGGAGCACUGUCUGUGCAUCUACUGUUUUGAAUAUAUAAUUUACGUAUGGUAUGCUCAGUAAGGCCUACGUAUUUAUUCAUACUACGUCUAGCAUGUUGCUCCAACUAGCUUGAGAAACUUCUUCUUUGAGAGUAUUUCAACUCUGUUUAUGUUUACAUGACAACUGUGUACUAAGACCUGAAAAGUGCGUUAUGCACGCCGGGCCAGUAGUUGUUUAUGCCACUUUGUAAAGAAACGCUACACGUUUGAUUAGUUCGGACUGCUUUCUCACUAAAUACUUCUCUAGAAUGUAAUUGUAUGCUGUAGAGUUCACAUUCGUCUUCAUUGUAAUUAGUGGAAUGACCAAGCCAUGGUGUCCACGGUACUUUUUGCUGUAUAUAUUCCAACUGGACUUUACAUGUUUCUUCUGCGUUGUUCUGUUCUUAUCUAUUGUCAGAUCGGUUGUGUCGAGUAAGUAGUCUGGUAAAUUGAAACGCAUACCGUACCUUUGCACGACAUUUGCAUUUGAAAUAAAAAAAAAUGUUUUAUCAA